Euleptes europaea (tarantolino) is the source of this 1548-nucleotide messenger RNA. RefSeq names its product vomeronasal type-2 receptor 26-like. Gene Ontology annotation, cellular component: membrane. Gene Ontology annotation, biological process: G protein-coupled receptor signaling pathway. Gene Ontology annotation, molecular function: G protein-coupled receptor activity. The transcript is spliced from 4 exons. NCBI's taxonomy places the organism in Eukaryota, Metazoa, Chordata, Lepidosauria, Squamata, Sphaerodactylidae. The coding region runs from base 1 to 1548 and encodes 515 amino acids. The record is from RefSeq and is a predicted model, not a curated record.
AUGGUGACAAAACUCUACCAGCAUGUUCUGGCCUUGGUGUUUGCUGUAAAUGAGAUAAAUGAAAAUCCAAAGAUCUUGCCCAACAUCACCCUUGGAUUCCAUAUCUAUGACAGCUACUAUUACGAGAAGAUGACCUAUCGUACCACUCUGGACCUGCUCUUCAAAUCUCACAGAUUCAUUCCUAACUACAAGAGUUCAGCCUCAAAAAGCCUAAUAGCUGUGAUUGGAGGACUUGGCUCUGAUACCACCAUCUAUAUUUCACAUCUUUUAAGUCUCUACAAGAUUCCACAGCUGCACCAGUUUCUUCAAGGAAUUUCAUUUAACAACUCAGCUGGAGAAACAGUGUCUUUUGAUGAGAACAGGGAAAUGGGAAUCGGCUUUCACAUCAUGAACAUGGUCAUGUUUCCAAACAACUCCAUUGUUAGAGUGAACGUUGGAAGGGUUGAUCCCAAAGCUCCAAAAGGGAAAGAAGUCAUUCUUCAUGAAGAUUUACUUGAGUGGCACAGGGGGUUUAACCAAGUACUGCCUGUUUCUAGAUGUAGCGACUUCUGCCAGCCCGGUUAUCAGAAAAGAAAGAAAGAAGGGGAGCAAUUCUGCUGCUAUGACUGUGCUCCUUGUUCAGAAGGGAAGAUUUCAGUCCAGAAUGACACGGAUGACUGUUCUAAAUGUCCAGUAGAACAAUAUCCAAGCAAGGACCAAGAUCGAUGUAUUCCCAAGGUGAUCAACUUUCUCUCCUAUGAAGAACCAAUCGGGUCUUCGUUGGCUUCAGUUGCUUUUUUUCUGUUGCUAAUCACAGUUCUGAUAUUAAGAACUUUUACUAAGCACAAAGAUACUCCCAUUGUCAAAGCCAACAACCAGGAUGUCACCUACGCUCUCCUCGUCUCUCUCCUGCUUUGCUUCCUCUGUUCUUUCCUCUUCUUUGGAAGACCAAGCAAGUUGACCUGCUUCCUCCGACAAUCUGCUUUCGGCAUAAUCUUCUCAGCAGCUGUUUCUUGUGUCUUGGCUAAAACCAUAAAUGUAGUUGUAGCUUUCAUGGCUGUCAGACCAGGGUCCAGCAUGAGGAAGUGGGUGGGGAAAAGGAUGACCACCUCUAUUGUCCUUUCCUGUUCCACUAUCCAAAUGUGUAUUUGUGCAGUGUGGCUAGGAACCAUGCCCCCAUUCCCAGAUUUGGACACCCAGUCGAUGACUGAAGAAAUCAUAUUAAAAUGUAAUGAAGGGUCUGUUGUUAUGUUUUAUAUCGUCCUGGGCUACUUGGGACUUUUGUCCUCCAUAUGUUUCACUGUUGCUUUCUUUGCCCGAAACUUGCCAGACAGUUUUAACGAAGCCAAGUUCAUCACCUUCAGCAUGCUGAUGUUUUGCAGUGUUUGGUUGUGUUUUGUUCCAACCUAUCUGAGCACCAAAGGGAAAUACAUGGUAGCAGUAGAGAUUUUCUCAAUUUUAGCCUCUGGUGCUGGGUUACUCUGCUGUAUCUUUUUCCCCAAGUGCUACAUUAUUGUUCUCAGGCCUGAGUUGAACAAAAGAGAACAAGUAAUAACAAGAAAGCAUUAA